Molecule: messenger RNA, 573 nt
Organism: Haemonchus placei
Lineage: Eukaryota; Metazoa; Nematoda; Chromadorea; Rhabditida; Trichostrongylidae
Source: the annotation of a GenBank genome assembly
AUGAAACGAUAUGGCAGGGAGACGGGUAGUAGGAACGCACUUCUAUGCUUACAUUUUCAUGUUGGUAUGGCCUACGUUCUAACAGUCCUCACCAGUAAAGUAAGUUUUUUUAGAAAAAAAUCCCGAUUGAUAUUCGAAAAGGCAUUUUCUGAGGGUAGAGCCCGCAUGACAAAGAUCUUUGAAUAUGAUAUAAGAAUUCAAGACCUGUGUUUUCAUAAAUUGUUACAGCUAUAUGAGUUCACUUUAUGGACGACAUACCGUAAUCCAUGUGAUAUGUUCCCUUCACGGAUCGCAUACACCAUCUACGGUAUCGCCGAAAUGUACUGCUUGAUGCAUAUGCUCAGCUUGCAAUUUGUGAUAAGUAUCGAACGCACUGUGGCUACCAUUUAUGUGGAUACCUAUGAGUCUUGUAGAAGGACUUUUGCCAUAUUUUUCGUAACUGCUACGGUACGUUAUUUGGUUCUCAAAUCUAGAAAUUUAUCUGAUUCCUUGAACUCAAUAAUGGAAAUCCGUGAAAAUUUGUUUCCUUUUAACCAUGGCAUUAGAAAAACUGUAGAAAGCUUCUUCACAUAG